GUAAUCAGGGAGGAAAUGUUGGUGACCUUUAUAGCAAGAAUGAGCAUGACAAUAAUUUAUAUCCAAGAAGCCCUCAAUAUGAAAACCAUGCUCAAAAUGAUUAUCGUCCACAAUAUAUCAACAAUUCGCAAGUCAAUUAUAAUAAUAAUAAUUAUGAUGGCGGUGGAAUAUAUCCCGAUCCUAGGAAUGGAUAUAGUAAUGAUACACAUUAUUCCAAUAUCAAAUCUACAAGUCCUGUUGGCAGUGCAUAUGAUGAUUCAGGGUAUUCAAAUCCUAAUAAUAUAUCAUCGCAUUCUAAUGCUCGUUAUAAAAAUCCUUAUACCACUCCUUUUAACGAUACAAAAACUAGUUAUAACACUCCUUACAUUCCUUCCCCGGUGAAACAUCCAAGUUCUCCAGUUAUGCCUGGGAUGAACCCUACUCAUCCACCCAUUAAUCCGAUUCCUACUCAUCAAGUUCCAUAUGGUGGUCGUCCAGCAGAUCCCUAUAGCGACAGUGCUUUGUCUAAAGGAAUGUAUUCUACCUCUUCUACAUCCUCACCAAAUCCCGGUCCAACCAAUCAUGGUCAAGAAAACCCCCU
Molecule: messenger RNA, 580 nt
Organism: Rhizophagus irregularis DAOM 181602=DAOM 197198
Lineage: Eukaryota; Fungi; Glomeromycota; Glomeromycetes; Glomerales; Glomeraceae
Source: RefSeq, a predicted model, not a curated record